Molecule: messenger RNA, 2324 nt
Organism: Portunus trituberculatus (swimming crab)
Lineage: Eukaryota; Metazoa; Arthropoda; Malacostraca; Decapoda; Portunidae
Product: graves disease carrier protein homolog
Exons: 8
Coding region: 182-1078 (298 amino acids)
Biological process (GO): transmembrane transport
Cellular component (GO): mitochondrial inner membrane
Source: RefSeq, a predicted model, not a curated record
ACAGGGCGCGGCUCACACUCAUUAUCCUUCUCCUCGUUGUGCAAAGCGAUAGUAUUGAAGACAGAAAUAAUCGUUUUGUCACGGCUUGCUGCGGGACAGUGGAGGGCGUUGUGCAGCCUGUCGUGGUAUCUUUCCUCACUGACGUCACGAGCAAUACUUUAUACAGCGAGGGUUUGCGGGGAUGUGCGCCAAAAGUACCGUGGCACCCCUGGACCGCAUCAAAAUUCUCCUACAGGCACACAACAAACACUACAGGCAUGACGGAGUGGUGAGCGGGCUGAAGAACAUCGUGGCGAGGGAGAAUGUUUGGGCUCUGUACAAAGGCAAUGGUGCUCAGAUGGUCCGUAUUUUCCCCUACGCCUCCACACAGUUCACCUCCUUCGAAAUGUACAAGAAGUUUUUGAACAACAACUGGGGACACAACAAGUUCCUCAGCAAGACCACCUCGGCAGUGGCGGGAUCCAUGGCUGGGGUGACGGCGGUCUUCCUCACCUACCCGCUGGACACCAUCAGGGCCAGGCUAGCUUUCCAGGUGUCAGGCGAACAUGUCUACACCGGCAUCGUCAACGCAGCUGUCACUAUUUUUCAGACGGAAGGAGGGAUGCGUGCCUUAUACCGCGGCUUCACGGCGACAGUGUGCGGCAUGAUCCCCUACGCUGGCCUCAGCUUCUACUGUUUUGAGCAGAUGAAGUACCUGUGUAUGCUGUGGUUCCCUCAUUACACCUGCAAACCCUGCCAGAAGAACACAGGAGGACUGGUGUUGACAGUGCCUGCGAAGCUCUUCUGUGGUGGGCUGGCAGGUGCUGUGGCACAAAGCUUCUCCUAUCCCUUUGACGUAACGCGGCGAAGGAUGCAGCUGGCCUGGAUGAACGAGGAGACGCGGAAAUUCGGAGCAAUGGGGAUGGUGGACACCCUGAAGCUGAUCUACCGGGAGAACGGCAUCGUGCGGGGCUUGUACCGCGGCAUGAGCAUCAACUACAUGCGGGCCAUCCCAAUGGUGGCUGUGUCCUUCUCCACAUAUGAGUUGACCAAGCAGCUGCUGGGCCUAGACACAGGGCUCAGCAUCAAGGCCGGAUAACCCUCACCACCACUCAUGGGACCACCUCCAACACUUCUCUGAUAGAGUCUAAGGAGAAACUUUAUAUCAUGUUACAUGAUUAUUUUUCUAUGAUUAAUUGCUUGAUUGUGAUUGAUCUGAUGUGCAGCAACAAUGGGGUCUUUAUGCAUUACCAAGAAAACGCUUAGAAUUUUUGAAAGCUUUUGCUAUUUUUCAUAAAAGAUUUGCAUUUUUAAGUAUUUUUCAGAUCUGCAUUAUGUUGAGUCUUCCCAAAAGAUGCCAACUUACAGCUUCCUGAAGCAGUGAUGUCACAAGUCUAGUGAAUUGCUUGUCUAUAGAUAGAAUAGAAAUUGAUGGACUAAUGAACUUGUCUGUAUUAAGAGCUCUUUGUAAAUCAAGAAGAGCCAGGGACACCAUCAUUGGAGGUAGUUGCUUAAUAUUUAUUUUUUCAGACAUUUAUUGGAAUGUGACAUCACCUCUUUAGCUGACAGUACAUGAAGCUGCUGAUGCCAAAAUUAGAAUGUUCUCACAUUUAUCACACAAGACCAAAUGACCAAGACAAAUGUGUGGGUGUUAUUUUGAAGGAGAGUUUUUGUAUUGAGUCAAAGAAGUAAUGAAUGAAACACUCUACUUCUGACUAACUACAUAAUUUUGCCACAAGAUCAACAGGGGGUCAUUUCAUUGGUAAUCUUCCUUUAGUCUGCUUCCAUCUCAAGAAAAUGCUGUCUUUUCACAUAUAGAAGUGUACUUUGUAGUCUUCACCUCAGGCAUGUCACCAAACUGAAUGGUAUAGUUGCCAGUAUAUAUUAGGACUUUUUAUUGAUAUUUUAACUUAUUAUGUGUGUGUGUGUGUGUGUGUGUGUGUGUGUGUGUGUGUGUGUGUGUGUGUGUGUGUGUGUGUGUGUGUGUGUAGGCCUUUACUCAGCCUCCUUUAUUCACCAGAGUUAUUAGCCUGGCAUGGAAUAGUUUAGUAGUGGUAGUUAUAGCAAUAAUUAUUGUUGAUGUUAUUGUAGUAGUAGUAGUAGUAGUAGUAGUAGUUCAUGGAAAAAUUGUCCAUAUCUUUCCUUUUCUAAUAUUGGAACUUUACCUCUAGUGUUUCUUUUUACUAUGUGUCAUGUGCAUUGCAUAGUUUUUUAUUUAAUUUUGUUACGAUUGUGAGAACUUUGUGAUAUUAGAAAUCAAAUGACUUAUUGUUCUUUAACGAGCUAAGAAAGUUGCUGGUUGUUUGUCCAUCUUUGUUUAUACUCAUUGUUAUUACUUUUAUAGU